AUGGUGCAAGGCGGCCCAUGCAUCGGUCCACAAGUGGUUGGAGGUCUUGGCUUUGACCCAAAGCAGAACUAUGCCUUUGCGCCGACCAUGCGCAGCACCAUCCACACCACGAAGCCCUGUGUUCAGCCUCCAGCACCUGCGGUGGGUAUGGCCCGGAUGGCGCAAGUGCCGCAACAACUGACACCACCAGGUCCUCAGGGACACCACUUUGCUCAAGCCCUCCACGCCCGUGGCAGAUCCGCGUCGCCGGCCUACACCGGUGGAGCGCCCCACGGCUACAUCACCGCCCAGAGGCAUCCGCAAGUGAUGUACGUGACUCGCUGAGUGCUGGUCAAUGGAGCCAGCGCAGUGGCGAGAGCUUGACAAAGAUCAACGCCUAAGAGAACGUCGAGCAGGUCGGUCUUCCAAAGUCUCUG
Messenger RNA from Cladocopium goreaui, 416 nucleotides. The record is from the annotation of a GenBank genome assembly. Lineage: Eukaryota; Dinophyceae; Suessiales; Symbiodiniaceae.